CAGCACUCCGCUCCCAUAAAUACUCUUUGGAACCUCCCACGUAUCAUUUGUGCUCUCUCUCUCUCUCUCUCUCUCUCUCUCUCUCUCUCUCUCAUACACGAGAGGAGAACCAUAUGCACGUUUCCACUUCACUUACAAACACAAUUGCACACUUCAAUAUGUCAAGAAAAGCAUGCAAAGGCGUGAGCUUUAGUGCCGACCCAGAAGCCACCGACGAACCAGUCUUCCGGAAACACGGUGGAUUCGGCUCUUCACGACAAGACCGAAGAAGGGUCGUUGUCGGAAUUCUGAAUUUCGGCCUCAGAAGGUCGCCGGCGAGAAGGUUUCUCAGACGGCUCGAAGCCAGAGUAGCCAAAACGCUGCGAUUUAUAUCCCAAGGGAGGGCGAAAACGUCGCCGUCUUGCUCUUCUAGGAAGGUACCCUCGUCCCCUUUGCCGUGUUCUUCAUCAAUUUACCUGAAAAGGUCGAGGUCUCUGGCUGAAUCAGAGUCUCACCGUGCUGAAGCCAUUGAAGACUGCAUCGAGUUCUUGAACUCUUGUUCUUCUGUGCCGAGAUCGAACUCGGUCUCCACAUUCAGAGGGGCCGACUACAUCAAAGAGGAACAUCAUGGGAUAUCCCCACCCCACCCUGUUUCUUUUUGUUCAUCCUUUUGACCCUUUAAACUCAUUGUCUGGUUUCACGAUAAAAAAAUAGAUAUGUUUUAAAUGUGUAGCUCUAUGAAGCUUAAGAAAAAGGUAAGUUUGUUCAGAGCUCA
Messenger RNA from Tarenaya hassleriana, 754 nucleotides. RefSeq lists its product as uncharacterized. The record is from RefSeq and is a predicted model, not a curated record. The transcript has a single exon. NCBI's taxonomy places the organism in Eukaryota, Viridiplantae, Streptophyta, Magnoliopsida, Brassicales, Cleomaceae. The coding region runs from base 114 to 653 and encodes 179 amino acids.